AUGCAGAACUACACUUCUGUGACAGGGUUCACCCUACUGGGAAUUCCCAAUACGGAAGGGCUGGAGAACAUGCUGUUUGUCUUAUUUUUGGCCUUCUAUCUCUUCACCUUACUGGGAAAUCUGCUCAUCUUCCUCACCAUUCUGGUCUCCUCCAACCUGCACACCCCCAUGUAUUUCUUCCUGGGAAACCUGUCUGUGUUUGACAUCUUUUUCCCUCCAGUGAGUUCCCCCAAAAUGAUGCUCUACCUCAUGGGGCAAAGCCGGACCAUCUCUUACCAGGGCUGUGCCUGUCAACUCUUCUUUUACCACUUCCUGGGUGGCACUGAGUGUUUCCUGUACACCAUGAUGGCCUAUGACCGCUUCGUGGCUAUUUGUCACCCUUUGCGGUGCACCAUCAUCAGGAACCCCAGGGUGUGCACCGGUUUGACGUUGGGCACUCAGUUGGGUGGUUGUCUACAUGGAAGUAUCCUCACAUUUCUGUUACCCUACUGUGGCCCCAGUGAGGUGGACAAUUUCUUUUGUGAUAUCCCGGUGGUGCUGUCCCUGGCCCGUGCAGACACCUCUCUAGCUCAGAUGGUGAGUUUCUCCACCAACGUAGGUGUUGUGGCACUCAGGCGUUUUCUUCUUAUCCUCGCUUCUUAUACUCGCAUUGUUAUCUCUGUAUUGAAAAUCAGCUCCUCAGAAGGCUGGCGCGGAGCCUCUUCUACCUGCAGUGCGCACCUGACUUCCAUCCUGCUCUUCUAUGGACCAGUGGUCGUGAUUUAUCUCUGGCCUGCCUCCAGCCCCUGGUUGGAUUCUGUGGUUCAGGUAUUGAAUAAUAUUGUUACCCCUUCCCUGAACCCUUUGAUCUACACAUUGAGAAACAAGGAUGUGAAGUUGGCUCUGAGAAAAGCACUAAUCUGA
Leptonychotes weddellii (Weddell seal) is the source of this 903-nucleotide messenger RNA. The record is from RefSeq and is a predicted model, not a curated record. Lineage: Eukaryota; Metazoa; Chordata; Mammalia; Carnivora; Phocidae.